AUGUCUUCUCCCGAGCCUCGAGUUUGCCCUCCAGGAGGCGGCGACCAUCGGCGGGAAGAGAAUCAACAGCCCGAUUCUGAUAUUAUAGAGCAAACAGGCUACCUGCAGAUAUACGGUUUAGAAUCGAAGACCCAUCCCUCUCUGGGCAACAAUGAAAUCAAUACCGUUCAAUAUCAAAACAGCACGAUUGCAGAACAACAAGAAGAACAAAGAGAAGUUGAUAGGGAUAAAACCGUAGACAUGGCAGGGGAUCCAGCGGAAGCUGUCUCUCUUGUGCCUAAUAAUGACGGUGUUGAUCUGCAGACAUCUGCCCACGAGGUAGAACGAUUCACGGUUUCUUUUGUCCAAACAAAUCGCAGCCGACCAUCUCCACUUAAAACAGCUGUUACUUCCCUUUCGCCAUCACGACUCCAGAAGGAAGAACCUUAUUUGGACCCCACUCUGAAGACCCCACAAGAACCUCAAUCGCCUUUAGAAAUGUCAUCUGAAGGUGCCGAAAACGACCUUCCACAGGUCCCAGUAGGGAUCCAGGGUGAGGCGGCUGGGAAUCAGGCCGAGGGGGAGGGCCGAGAUAGUGAAGAUUCGCAGUCAGAAAUACAGAGCAUCAUGGAUCAGUUUGCAGAUAACGCUGAAAACCAUGGGCAGGGAGAUCUCAUGUCUCCCAGACUUGAACUCGCCGAACAGUUUCUACCCGGACAGGCACAUUUCCCGCCGCGCAAGUCGAGCCUAGAGCCUCUCUCGUCACCAGACAAUUCCAUCGAAAACCGUUCUUCUAAUCCAUGGAAUUCUUGUUCGGGAUCCAUUCAAUCUAUUGGAUCCCAUCAAGCUGUCAUUCCUCCAGCUGUACCAUCUAAGUCUCUCCCCAAUAAGUCACAAAAGGCUGUUGGAACGGAGCUAGCAAGUUCUUCAAAUUCUUCGUCCCGUCUGCCGCCGCCUGAGCCAGAACCAGACCAGCCAUUUGAUUUCCAUCGUUUUCUCGAGCAACUCCGUCAUCGGACCGCAGAUCCUGUAGCCAAGUUCCUUCGAUCUUUUCUAACGGAGUUUGGCAAGAAACAGUGGAUGGUUCAUGAACAAGUGAAAAUAAUUAGUGAUUUCCUCGCGUUUAUUACAAACAAGAUGGCGCAGUGUGAAGUUUGGAGAGAGGUAUCUGACGUCGAGUUUGACAACGCUAAAGAAGGCAUGGAGAAGCUUGUUAUGAAUAGACUAUAUUCACAAACGUUUUCGCCUGCAAUACCACCGCCUCUUACUCCCCCUCGGAGUAGAAGCAAGGGCAGAAAAAAAUAUUUAAAUAGCCCGCAAGGUCCUGGAAGAAGGGGACAACACCAGGAAGAUGUUGAACGCGACGAAAUACUAGCCCAGAAAGUCCGGAUUUAUAGUUGGGUGCGGGAAGAGCAUCUCGAUAUUCCCCCGGUUGGUCCUAAUGGGCGGCGGUUUUUGGCUCUUGCGCAACAAGAGCUUUUGAAGAUCAAAGGUUACCGCGCUCCCCGGGACAAGGUCAUUUGCGUUUUGAAUUGUUGCAAAGUGAUAUUUGGUUUACUUCGAAACGCGAAAAGUGGGGAUACAUCGGCGGAUUCGUUUGUCCCUCUCUUAAUAUAUGUUGUCUUGAAGGCAAAUCCUGAGCAUCUAGUCUCAAAUCUCCAGUAUAUUCUGCGGUUUAGAAACCAAGAUAAGUUAGCUGGCGAGGCGGGCUAUUACUUGUCUUCUUUGUCCGGUGCCAUCCAGUUCAUCGAAACACUUGACCGCACCAGCCUUACCAUUAGCGACAAGGAAUUUGAGCGAAAUGUGGAAGCAGCUGUAUCAGCCAUAGCAGAGCGGAACGAAGAAACUGCUGCUCCAUCACUCCUGCAACCAGAGAAGUCUGCUCCCAGUGGUCCUGAAGUAACACCCCGAAAUUCCACAGAAGGAGAAUCCUAUACAAGACGAAAAGAUACUUCCCAGCUUGGUAGCAGCGAAGACAAUGUCGCUGUGACAGGACUAUUGCGGACAAUCCAGAAGCCUCUUUCAAGCAUUGGCCGAAUAUUCUCUGAAGAAACAGAUUCUCAGAGUGAGAGGGAAGCAACGCCUCCACCACAGAUCCUCUCCCAACAACGAUUGACACCUGUAGGCAUUUUUAAUACGGGGCAAGUGGAUGAAAGACGGCCUUCAGCGGAGAGACAUCGUGGGAGAGACGACAUCACCUCCUCCCAGAUCAGCCAACUUGAUGCCCAAGAAGCUGCCGCACGCCAAGCGAGUGCAGAGGCCGCAGAAGCUCGCCGCAUACAGCGGGCGGAACAUAACAAUGUAGUUGAGACGCUGUCUGGGAUGUUCCCAAAUCUGGAUAAGGAUCUCAUCGACGACGUCGUGAGGAUGAAGGAAGGUAGAGUUGGUCUUGCUGUAGACGCCUGUCUGGCGCUCAGUGCAGAAUAG
Molecule: messenger RNA, 2406 nt
Organism: Paracoccidioides brasiliensis Pb18
Product: guanine nucleotide exchange factor VPS9
Exons: 6
Coding region: 1-2406 (801 amino acids)
Biological process (GO): vesicle-mediated transport
Cellular component (GO): cytosol; endocytic vesicle
Molecular function (GO): small GTPase binding; guanyl-nucleotide exchange factor activity; ubiquitin binding
Source: RefSeq, a predicted model, not a curated record